Molecule: messenger RNA, 1243 nt
Organism: Trifolium pratense (red clover)
Lineage: Eukaryota; Viridiplantae; Streptophyta; Magnoliopsida; Fabales; Fabaceae
Product: zerumbone synthase
Exons: 3
Coding region: 129-1025 (298 amino acids)
Molecular function (GO): oxidoreductase activity
Source: RefSeq, a predicted model, not a curated record
UUCUCUAAACAUUGAUUAGUCUAAUAAGGAUGCAAAGCAAAAGGACAGAGUCAUUUUUCUAUAAUAAGCACUCAAACUACAUUACUCUCUAUAGUGUGUGAGAUCUGAUUCUUUUUUUGCAGAAAAUCAUGCUAAGAAUCUGUUUGAGAAAAAGUCUUCGCUAUUCAACGCCUUUUUUUGCCGAUAGCUUCUACAGAUUAUUGUCUACUCAGACCGGAAGGAAGCUAAAAGAUAAGGUAGCACUGAUAACUGGAGGAGCUAGUGGAAUAGGAAAAGCAGCAGCAACAAAAUUCAUCAACAAUGGAGCAAAAGUAAUUAUUGCUGAUAUCCAACAACAACUUGGCCAAGAAACUGCAAAAGAACUAGGACCUAAUGCUACCUUCAUAACUUGCGACGUCACGAAAGAAUCAGACAUAUCCAAUGCAGUUGAUUUCGCCGUUUCUGAAUACAAACAGCUUGAUAUCAUGUAUAACAAUGCAGGGAUACCCUGCAAAACUCCUCCAAGCAUUGUUGACCUUGAUCUAGAAACAUUUGACAAAGUAAUGGAAAUAAACGUUCGCGGCAUUAUGACUGGCAUCAAGCAUGCAGCACGUGUAAUGAUCCCACGCAAAACUGGAUCGAUUCUAUGCACUGCUAGUGUCACUGGAGUGAUGGGAGGGAUGGCGCAGCACACGUACUCGGUAUCAAAGUUUGCGGUUAUAGGCAUUGUUAAAUCUUUGGCUUCAGAGCUAUGCAGGCAUGGAAUUCGAGUCAACUGUAUAUCACCUUUUGCUAUCCCUACUCCGUUUGUUAUGAACGAAAUGGAUGAGAUAUAUUCGCAUCUCGAUUCGCAGCGAAUUGUAGAAAUUGUUCAUAAUGUAGGUGUUCUGAAAGGAGCGAACUGUGAACCUAAUGAUAUUGCUAAUGCUGCACUUUACCUUGCAUCUGAUGAUGCUAGGUAUAUCAGUGGACAUAAUUUAGUUGUGGAUGGAGGUUUUACAUCUUUUAAGAGUUUGGAGUUUCCUGCACCAGAUGAAGUGCAGUAGAAAUUUGUUCAAGGUAUAUUUGGAAAAGGAUAACAAUGAUGAAAAACAAUCCUGAACAUCUUCCGCUUCCAAUUUUUGAAACUUAUUUAGGAAGGAGGCGACGAACGCUUAUUUGGACUGAUCUAAUAAUAGCUCAUGAAUUAUGAUAUACCUAUAUGCGAUUUCAGCAUAUUUUUGUAAACUCCCCAGGUUAACUGAUAGAAACAGCUUAUCUUGAA